Molecule: messenger RNA, 1659 nt
Organism: Vigna unguiculata (cowpea)
Lineage: Eukaryota; Viridiplantae; Streptophyta; Magnoliopsida; Fabales; Fabaceae
Product: cytochrome P450 736A117-like
Molecular function (GO): oxidoreductase activity, acting on paired donors, with incorporation or reduction of molecular oxygen; monooxygenase activity; heme binding
Source: RefSeq, a predicted model, not a curated record
CACACUGCCAUUGAAGCAAAAUGUCGACCUCUAUACAUGAAAACUCUACAAGGUUGUUCCUCCUACUGGCUACCUUCAUUAUCCUCUUUCUUUUACGAACUGUCAUCAAGUUUUUAUCCAAAUGGAAUAAAAAUUCCAUCACUACAAUGGCCAAAAAAUCCUCACCACCAUCUCCUCCAAAGCUUCCAAUCAUAGGAAAUCUCCAUCAACUUGUCACUCUCACUCACCGCACUCUACAAUCCUUAGCUCAAACCUAUGGCCCUUUGAUGUUACUUCACUUCGGAAACGUGCCAGUUCUUGUGGUCUCCACAGCUGAGGCAGCUCGUGAGGUUCUGAAAACCCAGGAUCUUGUUUUCUCCAAUAGACCACGUCGUAAGAUGUUUGAUAUCUUGUUGUAUGGUUCCAAAGACGUGGGAGCUGCUCCAUAUGGUAACUACUGGAGACAGAUAAAGAGUAUCUCUGUCUUGCAUCUUCUCAGUACCAAAAAGGUUCAAUCCUUUCAUGCAGUGAGAGAAGAAGAAAUCUCCAUGAUGAUGGAGAAGAUUAGGCAGUGUUGUUCAUCUUUGAUGCCUGUGAACUUAACUGAUUUAUUCUCAACAUUAACGAGUGAAAUAGUGAGUAGAGCUGCACUCGGAAGAAGAUACAGUGGAGAAGGAGGGAGUAAGCUUCGGGAGGCCAUGGAUGAGAUGCAGGUGCUCUUGGGUGCUCCAGUUUUGGGGGACUAUAUACCCUGCUUUCAUGUGUUGGGAAGGGUUAACGGAUUGUACGGUAGGGCAGAGAGAGUGGCUAAAAUUAUUGAUGAAUUCUUUGAAGAAGUUGUUGAGGAGCAUGUUAGUAAGAAAGAGCAUGAUGAUGUUAAUGGUGAAGACUACCAUAACGAUUUUGUUGACAUUUUGUUGUGGAUCCAAAGGACAAAUGCUGUAGGAUACCCCAUUGAUAGAACAACCAUUAAGGCUUUGAUCCUGGAUAUGUUUUCUGCAGGUACUGAAACUAUCUCCGUAGCCCUAGGAUGGGCGAUGACAGAACUCUUAAAGCACCCAAUUGUGAUGCAGAAGGUACAAGGUGAGGUGAGGAGUGUGGGUGGUGAUAGAAGAAACGUAACAGAGAAGGAUUUAUGCAACAUGCAUUACUUGAAAGCAGUGGUCAAAGAAACUCUUCGAUUGCAUCCACCAGUUCCCUUAUUGCUUCCAAGGGAAUCCAUGCAAGACACCAAAGUAAUGGGUUAUGACAUUGCAACAGGCACACAGAUAAUAGUUAAUGCUUGGGCAAUUUCCAGGGAUCCUUCAUUCUGGAACCAACCUCAAGAGUUUCAACCAGAAAGGUUCUUGAACAGUUCCAUAGAUAUCAAAGGGCAUGAUUUUGAAGUGAUUCCUUUUGGAGCAGGAAGAAGAGGUUGCCCAGGAAUAGUGUUUGCCCUAGUUGUGAAUGAGUUGGCUCUAGCAAAUCUUGUUCACCAAUUUAACUGGGAAGUGCCUGGUGGAGUAGCUGGGGAUCAAACAUUGGAUAUGGCUGAAACUGCUGGAUUGUCCAGCCGUAGAAAAUUCCCUCUUGUUGCACUUGCAUCCCCACAAACAUAAGAAAUAAAUGUUAUUCAAUAUAAAUGUAAUCGCUUAUAAGAUGAAAAAUAAACGGCUAUGGUUUUAGUCGUAUGUUAUAAUU